Myxocyprinus asiaticus (Chinese sucker) is the source of this 1283-nucleotide messenger RNA. Its product is annotated as growth arrest and DNA damage-inducible protein GADD45 alpha-like. Gene Ontology annotation, biological process: regulation of cell cycle. Bases 126 to 605 code for a protein of 159 amino acids. The record is from RefSeq and is a predicted model, not a curated record. NCBI's taxonomy places the organism in Eukaryota, Metazoa, Chordata, Actinopteri, Cypriniformes, Catostomidae. The transcript is spliced from 4 exons. Gene Ontology annotation, cellular component: cytoplasm; nucleus.
CUUCUGAUGUGAGCAACAGACAGUUUUUAUUCAACUCAGUCGCACGCUCAUAUGUCUGCAUUGCACGGGAACACACUCCGUCAGAGAACAGUGCGCGAUACAUACCUUAAGGAUAUCCGUCUCUAAUGUGCAAUAUGACUUUUGAAGAAUCUUGUGGAGACAACGCCACGGAAAGAAUGGACUCGGUGGAAAAGGCACUGGAAGAGGUACUGACUGCUGCAUUACCACAGGGUUGCAUCACUGUUGGAGUUUAUGAGGCAGCCAAGUUACUCAAUGUGGACCCAGACAACGUGGUCUUGUGUCUGUUGGCCACAGAUGAAGAAGAUGUGAAAGAUGUCGCUCUUCAGAUACAUUUUACCUUGAUCCAGGCGUUCUGUUGCGAGAAUGACAUCAACAUCUUGCGAGUGAACAACAUGAGACGUCUGGCAGAGAUCCUCGAGGGGGUGAAACCGGGAGGAGAUUCAAUGGACCUUCACUGUGUAUUAGUCACCAAUCCACAGUCGUCCGUGUGGGAAGAUCUGGCCCUCAGCAAACUGAAUCGAUUCUGCAGAGACAGUCGGUGUCUGGACCAGUGGGUGCCGGUUAUCAAUCUACCCGAGCGAUGAGCAAAAGCAGACAAACUUUGUCAGCUUUUUCAAGCUACUGCACUAGUUUUGUAUUCUGCCCUGGAAGAAGCCAAAUGUUAUCACUGAGAAUGAGACAUAAGAGGGAUUAAUGAAAUGUAAUGGAUAAUGAAAUGUAUUCCAGCAAACCCAAUGAUAAGAAGUGUGGAUUUUGUGUUCGACUGGAUAGGCGAUUCAUGGUUUGCCCCAGAGCAGGAAGAAUGACUCAGCACUAUGUUCACAGUGCUGCCAGGGAACAACGAGUCCCGCAGUUUGCUGGGAAAAGACUGUACAGGAAACUGAAUCAUGUGACUGCUCACAUGCUGCACAAGUGUACUAAGAGCGAGCUGAGUGACUGGAGUACCGGUAUGUUCAACUGGACUCUAAGAAAUGUGAUCAGACUGUCAGUCUAAUGGACUGUUGAGCAAAAGUUGGGCAUGACCCUUUUGCAGACACUGCAAUUUAAAGACCAUAAUUUAUUAUCCUAAAGCUAUCCUUUUAUUAAAAUUAUUUCAAAGGGAAUAUACAACAGACUUUUGUUUUAGAAAUAAGUAACUUGUUUUUAAUUCAAUGAUUCUGGAAUAGAUUCUAUGUAUUUGAAACUGUUAAUUUAUUCAUUGUAUUUAUAUUGUUCUGUUCAUCCUCAAAUUGUUAGAAAAUAAAAUAUCUGACCCAUCUGCA